CAAGUAAUCUCACUUCAUUUAUCUCUCUCUAUUUCUUCUUCUUCUCCCUUCUGCUUCUUUCUUGUUUUUUUGCUUUCUAUGUUUGUUUGAGAUCAAAAUGGCAUCAAGUGCUUCAAAGUUCAUCAAAUGUGUGACUGUUGGUGAUGGUGCCGUUGGUAAAACCUGUAUGCUCAUCUGCUACACCAGCAAUAAAUUCCCUACUGACUACAUACCAACAGUUUUUGACAACUUUAGUGCAAAUGUUGUUGUUGAAGGCACCACUGUCAAUUUAGGGCUUUGGGACACUGCUGGGCAAGAAGACUAUAACAGAUUAAGGCCUUUAAGUUACAGAGGAGCAGAUGUUUUCGUCUUGUCUUUCUCAUUAGUCAGCCGAGCUAGCUACGAGAAUGUUUUUAAAAAGUGGAUCCCUGAACUCCAACACUUUGCUCCAGGAGUUCCCCUAGUCCUUGUCGGUACCAAAUUAGAUCUUCGUGAAGAUAAGCAUUAUUUGGCUGACCAUCCUGGACUAUCCCCUGUAACUACUGCACAGGGAGAGGAAUUGCGUAAGCUAAUUGGCGCGACGUAUUACAUUGAGUGUAGCUCAAAAACUCAACAGAAUGUGAAAGCAGUUUUUGAUUCCGCAAUAAAGGAAGUGAUCAAACCGCUGGUUAAACAAAAGGAGAAGACGAAGAAGAAGAAGAAGCAAAAGUCAAAUCACGGCUGUUUGUCAAAUGUUCUGUGUGGGAGGAUAGUGACUCGGCAUUGAUGAUGAUGAUGGCCCAACUCAGUCUGAUGAUUUUAAUCUCCACUUUUGAGAUUUUGUGUGAUAAAUGAGAGACUUAUAUUAUAUAGAUUGAAUCAUGUAAGAGAUUAUUAGCCUCUAAUCAAUCAAUAGUUACCUUGAAGAGAGAAAGAGAGUGAGAGAGGGAGGUAGAGAGCUUAUUAUUAAUUCAAUUAUGUUUAUUUGUUUCAAAACUGUUAUUGCAAUAUAUUUAGCCAUUUUGAUGCAA
Arabidopsis lyrata subsp. lyrata is the source of this 989-nucleotide messenger RNA. RefSeq names its product rac-like GTP-binding protein ARAC10. Gene Ontology annotation, molecular function: GTP binding; GTPase activity; protein kinase binding. The coding region runs from base 98 to 745 and encodes 215 amino acids. The record is from RefSeq and is a predicted model, not a curated record. Gene Ontology annotation, cellular component: cell projection; cell cortex; plasma membrane. Lineage: Eukaryota; Viridiplantae; Streptophyta; Magnoliopsida; Brassicales; Brassicaceae. Gene Ontology annotation, biological process: regulation of actin cytoskeleton organization; actin filament organization; small GTPase-mediated signal transduction. The transcript is spliced from 8 exons.